Messenger RNA from Chaetomium strumarium, 902 nucleotides. RefSeq names its product cyclophilin-like domain-containing protein. Gene Ontology annotation, biological process: protein peptidyl-prolyl isomerization; protein folding. Gene Ontology annotation, cellular component: intracellular membrane-bounded organelle. The record is from RefSeq and is a predicted model, not a curated record. The coding region runs from base 163 to 711 and encodes 182 amino acids. NCBI's taxonomy places the organism in Eukaryota, Fungi, Ascomycota, Sordariomycetes, Sordariales, Chaetomiaceae. Gene Ontology annotation, molecular function: peptidyl-prolyl cis-trans isomerase activity. The transcript is spliced from 5 exons.
UCGCCACUUGGCAAAACAUCUCGCCGGCUGUCAAUCUUGCCUUCAAUACCGUGACUUCGUGAUAAUAAGGAUCUCAGGUCAAAUCCCAUUGAAUCGACGGCUCUUACCAGUUCAACCCGGAAGAACCUCCCCAACUCAUAACUAGCACUCGGCCUUGCGAUUAUGGCGCCUACUAAGUUACCAGAAUCUGGCAAUCCUCUGGUAUUUUUCGACAUCACCCUGGGAGGCGAGCCCCUCGGCCGCGUCACCUUCGAGCUGUUCAAGGACGUAGUCCCCCGGACAGCCGAGAACUUCCGCCAGUUCUGCACGGGCGAGCACAGGAACAAUCUGGGCCGUCCGCAGGGGUACAAGGGGUCCAAGUUCCACCGCAUCAUCCCCAACUUCAUGUGCCAAGGCGGUGACUUCCUCAACGGCGAUGGCACCGGUUCAACAUGCAUCUACGGCACCAAGUCGUUCGCCGACGAGAACUUCACUCUGAAACAUGACCAGCCUGGGCUGCUGUCGAUGGCUAACGCAGGCCCCAACACAAAUGGCUCACAGUUUUUCAUCACGACGGUGCCGACCCCGUUCCUCGACGGCAAGCAUGUCGUGUUUGGCAAGGUGGUGGACGGCAUGGACAUUGUCCGGAAGAUGGAGCACACCAAGACGGGCUACCGGGGCAAGGACGUGCCGAAUCUGGACGUGGUGAUUGCCCAGUGCGGUGAGAUGUAAAUAUUGUGGAGGGAGGGGCGGGGGAAACUCUAGGUACUAAUUGCUGGUACGAUGGAUAAAGUGCGAAGGUGGAUGAACGAUAUACACAACUUACUUUCCUGUGCGCUCAUGAUUGAUUCAUUCCGGGCUUCAUUCUAUCAUAUUAUAGGAUCAAGUGUCGCUUGACAGCGCAAAUGCCAGAACAGACUGUU